AUUCAAAAUCUUGCACAAAAUCGUAGUAGGGUUUCUUCAGAAUCUCACUUUUAUUUUCGAUCUUUAACAAUUGAUUUAACAAACAGUUUCCCCCCAAAUUAACCCAAUUCGCGAUCUGGCGCUCUUUGAUUUAUCCCGGUUCCGUAGAGCGUUUCAAAGCAAACCCUAGAUUUCAAUUUGUGAAAACAUUUGCUCUUUUUUGUUUAGUUUACGCAGGGUUUAUCGUGAGACCCAAAACUACCCAGUUGGAGAUCUGCGGAGGGAAUGAGAGGUGAUAAAAUGGCAAAAAGAUCCUCUUUUGGGAAAACGUUAAGAAAGAGGUUGUCUGAUAUCACAAAUUACCAGCAAAAUUCCAAAUCGCCACCUCUAUUUGAUCAAAUUCUUCCACCAGACGAUUCAUUGUAUUCGGCUAAAAACCACGUCGAUCAUCUCUUAAAGGAAAAUGCAGAGCUUAUGAAGCUUAUCACAGACAAAAACAAAAUGAUAGAGGUGAAUGGAGUGGAGCUUCAGAAGCUACGAAUUAUUGUUCAGAAAACACAGUUGCAAAAUUGGAGUCUUGCUCAAUCAAACAGCCAUAUGAUGGCGGAGCUUAAUUUAGGUAAACAGAAGUUAAAAACACUGCAACAUCAACUCACCUGCAAAGAUGCUUUGCUUAAAACCAUGAAUUUGGAGCUUCAAGCACAGCGUGAGACGAAUGAUCAGAAGGAUAUAUCACAGAAUGGUGACAACACUGCUACCAAACAACAAACUGCAAAUAGACGUAUGCGUCCAAUAAGAAGCCAAUCACAUGGCCCCUGGAUGACUACAGAUGAACAAGUUUCUGAGAAAGAAACGGCUGAGAAUAAAAGGCGUUGUGUGAGAAGGCAGACAGCUAGAUUCAGAUCAGAAGAAGAUGAAAAGUUGUUUGAGAUUGAAGAUGUUAAGAUGGAUGAAGAUGGUCAAACUUCAGUUGACCAAAAAAGAAGGCAUAGAAUCACAAAGAAUGUUGUUUGUUGGUAGACCAUCGCGUAGGGCUGCCGAAAAGGUCCGGUCUUAUAAGGAAACUCCUCUCAAUAUCAAAAUGAGGAGACCCGAGUAACUCUUAACAUAUUUGUGCUUUUUUUUUUCUUUCAAGAUUCCCUAAUCUGUCUACUAUUUAACUUGUG
Lactuca virosa is the source of this 1145-nucleotide messenger RNA. NCBI's taxonomy places the organism in Eukaryota, Viridiplantae, Streptophyta, Magnoliopsida, Asterales, Asteraceae. The record is from the annotation of a GenBank genome assembly.